ACACUGAGACUGCAGCAAAGAAGCGAGGUGCAGAGCGUGUACACAACCGCAACAGCACAGCUCUACUAUCCCUCACCUCUGUGGUUAAGCACAACUGAAAAUCAGUGUUAUUUUUCAGCCUUAAGAAGCUGGAGCAGGCCUGUCUGAAGGCUUCACGAUGUCUUAUGAGCGGAUUCUGUGCAUUGAAAAUCUGAGCGAUGUUCCAAAUCCGUGGAAAGGAUUCACUAUGAACCGCUGUUUAGUGGCGGCGCUGGUUGUGCUACUGGUGAGCUCAGGAGUUAACGAAGUGCACGAUGCUCUGGACUAUUUUGUUGAAGAGACAGGUGUGUGGUCUUUCUUUGGAAGUCUGCAGAGUGUUUCAAUAACACAGGUUUCCAUAUGGGACGGCUUCACCCGGUGGUGGGGAUCUGAAGAAGUCGGAGCGAUAAGAAGGAGGAAGAAGCCACUUGCUAAUAAAGCAAUCCUGAAACCCAAAAUCAAAGCAUAAAACAUAUACUGUAGCUUAUGUAGCUGAAUGGCUAUGAAUACAGAACUUUAAGUACACUUUGCAUUUAAUUAUUACAAGUUUGAGAAGGCUAUAUUUCAUCCUUUUAACAGUUUAACUUUAACACUCAGAAACAUUAUUCCAAUUAGAAAUAUUUUCAAAAUGACAAAAUCUGAUUCAUUUUAGCAUCACUAAUUAUCAAAAUAUCUUAACAUAAAUAGAAUUAACAUUAACUUUGUGAUCUUAAGACUUGUGAUCUUUAAUAAAGCAUAAAAGCAGUUAUAUUUAAUUA
Oreochromis niloticus (Nile tilapia) is the source of this 776-nucleotide messenger RNA. RefSeq lists its product as uncharacterized. NCBI's taxonomy places the organism in Eukaryota, Metazoa, Chordata, Actinopteri, Cichliformes, Cichlidae. The record is from RefSeq and is a predicted model, not a curated record. The transcript is spliced from 6 exons. Bases 158 to 487 code for a protein of 109 amino acids.